AUGAACAUCGCACAUAUUUCAGAGCCACAUGAAAUUAACGAACAACACCAUAUCAAGAACCAGCUCCACUGGAGGACAAGCUUCAAUUGCCUUGCUCCAUUAAUUUCAAUUGCAUUACCAAUGCUCAUCCACUUCAUCUUUGAAGAGGAUCGUUUCGAAGAGAAUCCUUUCCUCAGACUCAUCACUGUACUCCUUCCCCUUUCAUACUCAGUAAUACAGUAUUCUGCACUACUCCACACCAACUGGAAGGAAAGCACCAAACCAGAAGAUACCACACAUAAAGCACUCCAUUACAUCCUCAACCUUCUACUUCUUACAUUUGUCGUCAUCUCCAUUUUUUCAAUCACUGUAUUCACCCUUGAUAAAUGGGACUAUGCAGCCUCAUUCUUCUAUUCUAUUGUUCUCCCUUCCCUCCUUAUCCCACCUGUCUAUCUCUUCUCCACCUCCUGCUCUUUUAUCUCAGGACAAAUUGGAUUCAGAGAUACCGGUACCGACAUCUUUAUCGACAUUCUGAUAUUAAUAUGUGAUAUAGUUAACGUGGUACUUGUGUAUAAAGAAUCCGAGUUCCUUUCCGUCUUCUGCGGUCUUAUCCCAGGGCAAACCGGAUUCACGGGCACUGGUACCAACAUCCUUAUCAACACCCUGGUAUCAGUAUUCGAUAUAGUAAAUAGGGUGCUUGUGUAUAAAGAAUCCAAGUACUAUCUUUAUUCCGCAAUCAUACUUUUCGUCUUCAUCCUGAUACGGAUACUCACAGAGAAGCACUGCCCAUCUGGAAAGAAUUCUUUGCUUACUGCACCGUGGAGAAUAGCUGUUUUUGUCUCCAUCCUUAUCCUUGCUAUACUUGUCUUCACGCUUAUAGUACAUGUAUCUAUAAAAGUCUUGAAUGAUCAUUUAAACCUACCCGGCGAGCUAAACAGUCUCCGACUGCCAAAAGCUGAUGAAUAA
Molecule: messenger RNA, 945 nt
Organism: Encephalitozoon cuniculi GB-M1
Lineage: Eukaryota; Fungi; Microsporidia; Unikaryonidae
Exons: 1
Coding region: 1-945 (314 amino acids)
Source: RefSeq, marked provisional